Paramormyrops kingsleyae is the source of this 2961-nucleotide messenger RNA. RefSeq names its product protein mab-21-like 2. NCBI's taxonomy places the organism in Eukaryota, Metazoa, Chordata, Actinopteri, Osteoglossiformes, Mormyridae. The record is from RefSeq and is a predicted model, not a curated record.
CUCAUAAACUAAGCCACUCAAACGCUCCCAGCUGAGUCUGGCCAUCACGGCAGACGGGGUUAAAAAAUGGGGGUGUCCUGUUAAACAGGUUGAAGAUCUGAGGAAUGACUGAUCACCACUGGCUGUGCGUAUUUCAACGCGUGCAUCAGUAGAGAAAGCGAAAGAUGCAACCUCGACUCGCAGACCUGCUUUCUGUCAUCUACCACCGUCUGCAGCCCAGCCGGCCGUUUCUUCUUCAGAUUUCUGUAAUGCACUAACUUCUACGUCCACCGUUUUUCCCCCCCGGAACUCUAUUUACAAUUAACGCAAGACUCUUCCCUUUUCUUUCAAUACUGUGGAGCGCCUGCCUCUGGCUUAACCGUGAGCCUUGGAUCCGUCGGCGUAUUGUGAGACCCCGGUGUAUAGCCCGGACAUCUGCCCCAACAUGAUAGCCGCGCAAGCGAAGCUGGUUUAUCAGCUGAACAAAUACUACAAUGAAAGGUGUCAAACUCGCAAGGCAGCUAUCGCCAAGACCAUCAGAGAGGUCUGCAAGGUGGUGUCGGACGUCCUGAAAGAAGUCGAAGUGCAGGAGCCGCGGUUCAUCAGCUCAUUGAGCGAGAUCGACGCUCGCUACGAGGGAAUGGAGGUCAUCGCUCCCACGGAGUUUGAAGUCGUACUUUAUCUAAAUCAAAUGGGCGUUUUCAACUUCGUGGACGACGGAUCAUUGCCGGGGUGCGCAGUUUUGAAGCUCAGCGACGGGCGGAAGAGGAGCAUGUCGCUCUGGGUCGAGUUCAUCACGGCUUCGGGGUACCUCUCCGCCCGAAAAAUCAGAUCAAGGUUUCAGACGCUGGUGGCACAAGCUGUGGACAAAUGCAGCUACCGGGACGUGGUGAAGAUGGUCGCCGACACAAGCGAGGUGAAGCUUAGGAUCCGGGAAAGAUAUGUCGUUAAGAUCACCCCAGCUUUUAAAUGCACCGGCAUCUGGCCUAGAAGCGCGGCGCAGUGGCCCAUGCCUCACAUUCCGUGGCCGGGUCCUAAUCGGGUGGCAGAAGUCAAAGCCGAAGGAUUCAACCUCCUUUCUAAAGAGUGCUACUCGUUAACCGGCAAACAGAGCUCCGCCGAGAGCGACGCCUGGGUCCUGCAAUUCAGCGAAGCAGAAAACAGGCUGCUGAUGGGAGGCUGCAGGAAGAAAUGCCUCUCCAUCCUAAAGACUCUACGGGACCGGCACCUGGAGCUGCCCGGACAGCCGCUGGACAACUACCACAUGAAGACGCUUCUCCUGUACGAGUGCGAGAAGCACCCACGCGAGUCCGACUGGGACGAGGCGUGCCUCGGUGACCGGCUCAACGGGAUCCUGCUGCAGCUCAUCUCCUGUUUGCAGUGCCGGAGGUGCCCCCAUUAUUUCUUACCCAACCUGGACCUGUUUCAGGGGAAACCUCACUCAGCCCUGGAAGCUGCGGCAAAGCAGACGUGGAGACUGGCGCGGGAAAUCCUGACGAAUGCGAAAAGUCUGGACAAAUUAUAGACCCGUUUCAAUAUAAACACACCAAUCUGUCUUUUUCUGUCUCGGAGAUUUAUGAAGAAACGGCAAAUGGGAUAUUACAAGAAAGAAAGGUACAUUUCCAAAUAACGUAAAAUGUUUUGAAAGUUUUCACGAAGAGUAGAAAUUUGCGCAUAGAUCACAAACCUUUGUUGAAAAAUACGAUGCAACGUGCCACGGUCGAUUUUCUAUUAAGUGUCCUGGAAUUUAAAGUAGCCUAACAAAAAUACAUCGAAAUUGGUCGUUUUCGCUGCUCAGUGUCAGGCCUUAGAACUUUAACUGCAAAUUUUUAAGGAAACACUUUGAAAAUAGGUUCAAUGUUAAAUCGAAGGAAUAAGGCUCAAUAAAAGCCUGCCAUGUUUAAAGAAAACUUUGCGUAAGUUUACAUUCAGAGUAGAAAUGCCAACUUAAACAAAAAAACAGGCCAUCUUUAAACCACCCAGUCUUCAUAAACGCAGGCAACUUGCUGAAACGAGCGAGAGGCCAGAAUUAUGGAAACACGGUUAUAAAAUGGUGCUGUUUUAGAAUUAUGUUUGACGCACAUUUGUAAUAUUGUCACGUAAAUUUAGGAUUAACGUAAUAAGCUACUACGUCUGUUAUUGUUACAGUAAUAAUUCAUAAUUUUAUUAUUACCAUGAGCCUCAUUAUUGUCCGUAUGUUAUUAUCCCGCCAGCCCCGUGAGUGUUACCAGCAGGAAUAGUGACAUUUAAUGAUCACGCUAAUUGAAAAAUAAAUAUGCAAACACAUAUGCGGUCUUGCUGCAUCAGGAACGUCUUCCAAAAUCUUCAUACCUUCCCCAGACCGCCAAAACCAAAUGUUACCAUCGAUGCACAACUACUGACUGAUAAUUACGAGCAUUUCAGUCGUUUGCUGAACACAGGCCUAUACGCAAAACCUAAACGACACUAAAUCAAAUUUAGUUGUUGAACGCCAAACACAAACAGGAACAGUAUUCAGGGAAGACGAGGCCUAAGUGUACGAAUCAUUUUAAGAAGUGCCGCCAAUUCGAUGUGCAUUAGGCCUAUUUUUUUCCUGUAUUGCGUGGACAAAACGCUUCUGAAUAAUAAUAAUAAUAAUAAUAAUAAUAAUAAUAAUAAUACCUCAGGCAUGUGUAUUGCGUAAUAUACUGAACAUGACAAACUGAAAUUCAUGGAAGUAAAACGUAAAAGUUACAAACAUUUUCCAUCUUUUUAAGGUUAUUUAAAAUGAAGCGAAUUUAAUAUAAUUAAAAGAGAUACGAAUAAAAUUUAUUAAAUAAAUCAUUUGUUAAUUCACACACAUAGCGCAUGUAUGGAACCCACAUUUAUUAUUAUUUUUUUAUUUAUUAUGCAAAAAAGGUAACGUUACACGUGCGAUAAAAAUCAUUUUUCUUACGUUCAGAUUUAAAAAUUUGAAUUAGACUAACACCAAACAACACCUAAAUACAAAAUGAUAUCAAACUU